Eucalyptus grandis is the source of this 2392-nucleotide messenger RNA. RefSeq lists its product as uncharacterized. NCBI's taxonomy places the organism in Eukaryota, Viridiplantae, Streptophyta, Magnoliopsida, Myrtales, Myrtaceae. The record is from RefSeq and is a predicted model, not a curated record.
AUGGUGAUGACGAUCAUCAACAAGAUAUUGACGAUAUUGAUGCAGUUGAUGUGGAAAGUGGUGAGACCUGAGGAUCUCGAACUUGGGGAUCACGUUUAUAGAUACGGAUGGUUCGGUCUCGGCAAGAAGCAGGAGCUCCACCUUGCGGGCAUUGGGAGGAACGAGAGGAAUCAACUGGCUCUGCCUCUGGUGGGGGUAGGCGGAGUUGGUCUUUACCAGAUGCGGGAAAAGGGAGCGAACUUGCCGCCGCCGCCGCUUCAUCAAUGGGGGCUUCACCGGCCGAGCUCGGCGGUGAACUGGCGGUUCGGGGGGCUGAGCGCCUUGGUCUUGGUGGGCAUGCUGGUGGUCUGGAGCGUAGAUGGGUGCACGGUAAGCGGCCUUCUUGACGCAUGGAGGGUCAAGCAAGAUUACGGGUCCGUAAAGGUCCAAGCUUCUGAUUCCGAUCUAGCGUUUGACCCCAUCAAAAUCAGACCGUGGUUUUGUGGAAGAGUCUCCCAGAAGGAGGAGAAGAAUGUGGUGGAUGAAGUUGUUCAAGAUUGGGUUUCGUCCCAGUUAGAGCCCAACUUCUCCAACCUCCUCGCGAGGUGGCUGGCUCCCGGAGGCGAGCCCUGCAGGGACUCCAGGACGGAGGAGAUUGCCAUUCCCGGGAUAGAUGGUAAGGGUUUGAUCGAAUUGUCAGCCGGGCCUGUUCACGAGUUCAGUUUCGGUGCGUUGGAUGGAGCCGGGAAUUCGCGGUGUCUGGGCGGUGAUUACUUUGAGACCGAUCUUUCCGAGUCUUGGAAGUCGAGGCCCCUGGUGAAGGAUUUCAGUAAUGGAUCUUAUACGGUCUCACUUCAGGUUCAUCCGGAUUGUGGGGACUACAAUCUGACAAUCAUCCUGCUGUAUAGGCACUUUGAAGGGCUCAGGUUCUCACCUGGUCGGUUCGUGUUCGAUCGGGAGCUUAGAAAGGUCUCAAUAAGGUUCUACAAGAGCAAGGCAAAACUGCCGGAGCUGCAUCUUUGCGGGAAAUCUGAUUUCAGUAAGGAUGUUUGGUUUGGCCGCUGGACCCGGCAUGGCAAGAACGACGAUUGCCAAAUCAGCAACGAUGGACGUUACCGGUGCCUUCCGCCCGAUUACAAGUGCCAGAGCCCGUGGUGCGAUGGCUCAUUAGCUUUGGAGAGUAAUGGUUGAUAUUCGGCACACUGUUCGUUCAAGAUAUUUUCACCUGAUGCUGCCUGGAAUUGCCUGAAGGGCAGGUGGAUCUUCUUCUGGGGCGAUUCAAAUCACGUCGACACGAUUAGAAACAUGCUCAAUUUCAUCUUGGAUUUGCCCCAAAUUCAAUCAGUCCCUCGGAGAUUCGACAUGAACUUCUCAAACCCGAAACACCCUUCUCAAUCUGUCCGGAUCACAAGCAUCUUUAAUGGCCAUUGGAACGGGACACAGAAUUAUGAGGGUCUCAACUCGCUGAAAGAUGAAGGGUUUCGCAGGUUGUUGAAGAAGUACUUCUCAGAAGACACGGUACCAGACACUAUAAUCAUGAACUCGGGCUUGCACGACGGUGUCAAGUGGACCAAUGUAAGGGCAUUCUCAGGCGGAGCACAAUACGCCUCCUUUCUGGGCAGAGGUGAUGGAGGGGUGAGGCAGAGGGGCUUGGCGGUACCAAGGAUUUUCUAUCGGACCACAGUGGCUACUGGUGGCUAUGCCCGAGCGCUCGCAUUCAAUCCUAACAAGAUGGAUGCCUACAAUGGGGUGGUGAUUGAUAAGUUCAGACAAGCCGGGUUGGUAUCCGGCGUGAUCGAUAACUUUGACCUAACCUACCCGUGGCACUUUGAUAACCGGUGCAACGACGGGGUCCACUAUGGCCGUGCCCCAGCAAAGAUGAAGUGGAGGGAUGGGGAAAUCGGGCACCAGUACUUUGUGGAUUUAAUGUUAGCUCAUGUGCUGCUCAACGCGCUAUGUUCGAAAUAGGAUUGGAAAAGAAAAGAAAUCCUUGAGCGGGAAAUUUUUUGGCACAUUCUGAGGAAAGAGCAUCUAAGAACAAGAUGUUCUUGCACAAUGCCGCAGUUCCACGAAGUACAGACAUUGGCAGACCGCAAAGACGCGAGGGCGGCAUAGUCGUCACAUUAGUCGGAGGCCAAGUACAUAGCAGCAGCAGCAGCAGCAGCAGCAUUAUUCAGUGUGUCGGUUUGAUGUUCGUUAGCGCAAAAACGUCAUCAUUCAUUGAUUUUUCCAGCUUCCUCGGUGUUUUUGGAUGUAUGUAUACUAUUUCCAUAUACACGUGAUAUAUUGAUAUCUUGUAUAGUAUGAGAAAUUCCUGAUUGUUCAAGGACUUGAAGAGGCAUGUUCAUCAGUCACUUGAAGUGUUCCAGUUUAUCUCAGGCGACUGAUCUUUACAGCAAUGAGUUCCAUUUUA